Messenger RNA from Sebastes umbrosus (honeycomb rockfish), 1833 nucleotides. RefSeq names its product solute carrier family 25 member 53-like. The transcript is spliced from 2 exons. The record is from RefSeq and is a predicted model, not a curated record. The coding region runs from base 289 to 1161 and encodes 290 amino acids. NCBI's taxonomy places the organism in Eukaryota, Metazoa, Chordata, Actinopteri, Perciformes, Sebastidae.
UGCGCCUGUCAUUUUAAUACUGUUACAGGCAUAUAUGUCUAUGGUUACACGUUGUCGGACGAGAUUUUACUAUUUAUUUGUCCGUAUUCGGGUAGAAACGAGUAGGAAACAGACCAAUAACCAUAAAUUAGCUCUCUCCACGUGCUGUCUAUAGGAGGACAAAUAGACGCCUGUGCUGCCUUCAACUUCCAACGAUGAACGGAGGAAAAUUAAAGUGACAAAACGCCUUGUAUAUAUAUAUUUUGUUUUAUUUGGUUUUUUUUCUACUGACAGCUGACUGGCUCAAGGAUGGCAGGAGGUUCUGACCGUAAAAAAGAUGAAGAGGGCCACAGGGACACAAUGAUUGGUUUCCUGCAUGGAGGGAUCUCAAGCUUGCUAUCCACCCUCCCCACCCUCAUUGUUUUCCCUGUUUACAAAACCAUUUUCCGUCAACAAAUCCACAACAGCCCAGUUCACCAGGCAGUGGGACAGCUCUACAAGGAGGGCCCCAUGAAGCUCUACAGGGGCGUGGCCCCACCGUUACUGAUGAGGACCCUGAAUGGCACGCUGCUCUUUGGCCUCCAGGGCACCCUCCUCAAACAGCUCUCACUGUCAUCCCAAAAUGUCAUCCCUGCCUCUGCCCUGCCUGCUCUGGCUGGGUUUGGUGCAGGCAUGGUAGAAGCCGUGGUAUUCACCCCCUUUGAGCGCGUCCAGAACGUGUUGCAAAAUGGCCAAAACGACCGCCAUCUACCCACCCUGAAGAGUGUUCUUGUCAGGCUGAGGGCACAGAGGCCGGCCUUAGGGUUCUACAGAGCCUUGCUGCCCAUCACGACCCGCAACGCUCUUGGCAGCUCCCUCUACUUUGGCCUGAAGGGGCCGGUGCGUGCUUUUUUGGAGGAACAGGGGCUCUCUCAGGGGGUUUCCUCCUUCAUCGCAGGGAUGCUGACCUCCAUGGCAACCAGCUUGACUCUCUACCCGCUGUCUGUGCUGGUGGCAAACAUGCAGGCACAGGUGGAAGGGGAGGUGGCAGGGGUCACGGCUUCUUGGAGGAAUCUGUGGGAAACUCGCCAGCGGAGUGUGGCUCUGCUGUACAGAGGGGGUUCUCUGGUUAUUUUGAGAUCAUGCAUUACGUGGGGAAUCGCCACUGCUAUCUAUGACAGGCAGCAGAAACGCUCAAGUUGAAGAGGCACCGUUGAAAAUAGUUAGUUUUACCGUUUGUAUUGUUUAUAAUCCAGAAAACUGUGCAACUAUUUUACAAAGAUUUUUUUAAAUUUAUAUUCUGAAAAUUGUAUUUUUGUUUGUCUUUUUACCUCUUGUGUUGUAUUCCUUAUCACCGCUAAGUGUUAAAUAUUAUAUAUAGUUAAAUAUAAUAAUAUAAAAAUGGUGCUGGUGAAUCUCAGGUGCCUUUAAUUUGUACUGUCUUAAAGGGGAAUUUUACCAUUUCAACUCAUCAAAGUCAGUUUCCUCAUCAUGGGAAGUACUACUCACUCAGGCUAUGAAAGCAGUUGUAUAAUGUCCUCUGUGGCCCUGGAGGAACAUUGAUUAUUUGCUUUUUGCUUAGUUUUGCUUUUAUUAAAUGGCCAGUGAGUAACAUCUGGCGGCAUCUAGCGGUGACGUUGCAGAUUGCGGGUGCCGAGUGAGUAGAAAAUGCAAUGUGAAAACGUGAAUGGCCUUAGCUAGAGCUGUUGUAAGAGUAGCAAAGGUCAUUUGGAGAAUAGCAGAGCCAUUGUGUAGAAUGUGUGUGUACCUGGGUAGUUAGUGGAGCAAGAGAGAGAGUUAGUUUAACUUUGAGAAUGUCAAGUGAUCAAUGCAAGUUGCAGUUUAGGCAGAAGUAAAUGCUGCAGCUCCUCAAGA